This is a messenger RNA of Psammomys obesus (fat sand rat), 951 nucleotides long. Its product is annotated as olfactory receptor 9I1-like. The coding region runs from base 1 to 951 and encodes 316 amino acids. Gene Ontology annotation, molecular function: G protein-coupled receptor activity; odorant binding; olfactory receptor activity. Gene Ontology annotation, biological process: sensory perception of smell; G protein-coupled receptor signaling pathway. Lineage: Eukaryota; Metazoa; Chordata; Mammalia; Rodentia; Muridae. The record is from RefSeq and is a predicted model, not a curated record. Gene Ontology annotation, cellular component: membrane. The transcript has a single exon.
AUGGCCAAGAAUAACAUCACAACAGUAGAGGAAUUCAUUCUAGUUGGCUUUAAUGACCACCCAAAUUGGGAGAUUCCCCUCUUCCUAGUGUUUCUCAGCUUCUAUCUUGUCACCGUCCUGGGGAACUUGGGCAUGGCCAUUCUCAUCCAGGUAGAUGUCCAACUCCACACCCCUAUGUACUUCUUCCUGAGCCAUCUCUCUGUGUUGGAUGCCUGCUACUCCUCUGUCAUCACACCUCAGAUCCUGGCCACACUGGUCACAGGCAAUACAGUCAUCUCAUAUGGUCACUGUGCUGCCCAGUUUUUCUUCUUCACCAUCUGUGCAGGUACAGAGUGUUUCCUUUUGGCAGUGAUGGCCUAUGAUCGCUACAUUGCCAUUAGCAACCCACUGCUCUACACUGUAGCCAUGAGUCCUAGAAGAUGCUGGAGUUUGGUAGUAACAGCCUAUGUCUGUGGAGUGUCUGGGGCCAUCCUGAGAACCACAUGUACGUUUUCCCUCUCCUUCUGUGAAAAUAAUCAGAUCAAUUUCUUUUUUUGCGACCUCCCACCCUUGUUAAAGCUAGCUUGUAGUGACACAAGGAAUGCUGAAAUUAUCAUUGUAUUCUUCGGGAACUUUGUAAUUUUGGCCAAUGCCUUGGUCAUACUCAUUUCCUACCUGUUCAUCAUCAAGGCUGUCAUGAGGAUAAAGUCUUCAGGUGGAAGAGCCAAGACUUUUUCAACAUGUGUCUCUCACCUCACUGCUGUGUCUCUUUUAUUUGGGACCCUCAUCUUCAUGUAUAUACGAAGUGGUUCAAGAAAAUCCCUAGAAGAAGACAAAAUUGUGUCUGUCUUCUACACCGUGGUUAUUCCCAUGCUGAACCCUAUCAUCUACAGCCUAAGAAACAAGGAUGUGAAGGCUGCCUUGGAGAAAGUUACUAUUAGAUGCCAGGUUUCCCACAACAUACAACACUGA